This is a messenger RNA of Hibiscus syriacus, 732 nucleotides long. Its product is annotated as protein SOMBRERO-like. The record is from RefSeq and is a predicted model, not a curated record. Bases 1 to 732 code for a protein of 243 amino acids. The transcript has 4 exons. Gene Ontology annotation, molecular function: DNA binding. Lineage: Eukaryota; Viridiplantae; Streptophyta; Magnoliopsida; Malvales; Malvaceae. Gene Ontology annotation, biological process: regulation of DNA-templated transcription.
AUGUCGUCGAUCAAGUCCAAGGAAGAAGAAGCAGCAGCUUUACUGAGUUCGAUUCCUCCAGGUUACCGAUUCAAGCCGAAAGACGAAGAACUGAUUGAGUUUUACCUGAAAAGAAAGAUUAAAGAUCAAGAACUUCCGCCAAACUUGUUCAGGGAUGUCAAACUCUAUGAUCAUGAUCCCGAGACUCUUACAGCGAUUAACAACAAUGGAACGUCGGAUGGAGAGGUGAUGGAGUGGUAUUUCUUCACGCCGCGAGAUCGUAAAUACGGGAACGGCAAGAGGCCGAGUCGAAGUGCUGGUGACGGGUACUGGAAGGCGACCGGCAAGGACAAAGAGGUCGUGUCGAGUGAAGGGCAGGAAAAUGGGACUGCACCUCUUGUUCAACGUGAAGAGUUUGGUGCUGGUGCCUUGAAUAUGCCGAUUAAGGACCAAAGGUCACCCGAUGAUGGUGCGAUCGUAGGACAUGGUGAAGGCCGAGUGCUCGAAAAUGGGAUGGAGGCUGGUUUUAUACCGAUGCCUACUCCAUUAACAACAGUGCCUCUUGAUUACCAGUCUUGGUUGGGAGUUUCGUUGCAGCAGCCGCUCUCAGGUGACGGUCUAAGUAACUGGUCACAUUUGUCAUCGAUGCAGCAGCCGCUUUCAGAUGCUGGUUUAAGUAAUUGGUCACAACUCGCUAUCGAUGGAGCAGCCUCUUUCAGAUGUCGGUCCAAGUAUUGGUCAUACUUGGCAUGA